AUGUCCUGCAAGCAUGUCGAUUCCGCAGAUUUGCGGCCUCCCGGCCCCGUCCAGUCAGUCUACCGGGAGGACUGUACUCAGUGCUUUGACUCCAUAGAUGAUCCUACCGGCCUCGACGUGUGUCUGUAUUGUUUCAACGGUGGUUGCACCGGAGAACGAAAGCAUGCGGCACUCCAUUCUACAACUCGACAUCAUCCUUUAGUUUUGAACAUUAAGAGGACCCGGCGCGUUGUCGAGCGUGACGAACCCCCUCAAAAGAUCUCUAAGAUCGCAAUCGCUGCGGAAACCGAAGCCGAUCGAUACAAUUACGAGACGACGGUUAGAUGCUACGAAUGCAAUGUGGACAACGUAGAUAAGAAUGCGGGAAAGCUUGCUGCAGUAGUUGAAGGAGUCAUGAAAGCGAACACAUUCUCGAGACAGGAGGAAGUCAAGGCCUGGGAGCAAGAAUUCACAUCUUGUGAACAUAUUCUUAUGCUACAGCAACAACCCCCCAGAAAGAUUGAGUCACAGGACCUUGGUCACUGUUCUUUGUGUGAGCUCCAGGAGAAUCUCUGGCUUUGCUUAGAGUGUGGCAAUCUUGGAUGUGGCCGCGCUCAAUUUGGCGGAGUUAGUGGCCAUUCCCAUGGACUAGAGCAUAAGAAUACCAUAGGGCAUGCAGUUGCAGUCAAAUUGGGAUCGAUCACACCGGAAGGAACAGCAGAUGUCUACUGCUACGCGUGUGACGAGGAGCGCAUUGAUAAAAACCUCGGAGGUCACCUAGCAAACUGGGGAAUCAUACUUGCUGAGCGUCAGAAGACCGAGCAGAGCUUGACUGAAAUGAACGUGGAGCAGAAUCUGCGGUGGGAUUUUUCUAUGACUGAUGAGUCUGGUGGAGAACUCAAGAAGCUAUUUGGCCAAGGGUUUACCGGCUUGAAGAACCUCGGAAAUAGUUGCUAUAUGGCAAGCACGAUACAGUGUCUCUUUUCGCUGCCACAGUUUCAGGCCCGAUAUUAUCUACCUGGAUCCGAGCUCCCUACCGUUGAAGAUCCAGCUCAAGAUUUGGAAACUCAACUCCGUAAAUUGGGCGACGGUUUACUUUCUGGACGAUACUCAAAUCCGGAUCCAGAUGCUGCUGCUUCUGGGGACAACCAAGUUCCAUACCAGAAGGGUCUUGCGCCGGCCAUGCUGAAGUAUUUGAUUGGAAGGGGCCACGUUGAGUUCUCCACGAUGCGGCAACAAGAUGCCUUUGAAUUUCUUUUACACGUCUUUAAGCUCGUUACCCGGAGUAAGCACACUGCAGAGUUACAAGAUCCAGUGCGAUCAUUCCGUUUCGUCAUGGAGCAACGUUUACAGUGCCUCAGCUGCAAGAAAGUCCGAUACAGUACCGAUGAGCAAGACAAUAUCUCAAUACCAGUCCCUAUCCGAAAGAUUAUCCCGCCAGCUUCGAAUUCAGGAGAGAAGCCAAGCGAUGAUAAAAAGGAUGAGUAUGAGUCUGUGACUUUGAAAGAGUGCUUGGAUAGCUUCACAUCUUCGGAGCACGUGGAACUCACUUGUUCUUCAUGUGGCAGCAGAGAUGGCUUCUUAAAGAGAUCGCUCUUCAAGACUUUCCCUGAGGUUCUGGCUAUAAAUGCUCGACGAUUCAAUCUCAUCAACUGGGUCCCUACCAAAGUCGAUGUUCCCGUUGUUGUUGGCGAUGAAUCCUUCCUGCUUGACGACUACAGGUCACCUGGCCACCAACCCUCUGAGGAGCUCCUACCGGAGGAAGUCAGCACAAGCACGCCUUCCUUUGUCGCGAACCCCGAGGCGGUACAAAUGCUAGAAGGCAUGGGCUUCCCACGAGUUCGCUGCGAGAGAGCUCUGCAUGCCACCGGCAACGCAGACGGAAAUGCUGCCAUGGAGUGGCUCUUUGGCCACAUGGACGACCCAGAUAUCAAUCAACCCUUGGAUCUUGGUGGUGGAGGCCAAGCAGCUGGUACAGCUGAUCCCGAAAAGAUUGAGAUGCUGGGCGCAAUGGGAUUCGGACCACCACAGGCACGAAAAGCUCUUAAAGAAACUGGUGGUGAUUUAGAGCGAGCUGUCGAAUGGCUGUUCAAUCAUCCUGACGACCAAGGAGAUUUUGGAGACGAAGAGCCUGCCGCCGCUGAACCUGUCGUUAAAGAAUUCCCUGGAAGCAGUAAACUGCCCGCCAAGUUCCAGUUACAGUCUAUCAUCUGCCACAAAGGGGCCAGUAUUCAUGCUGGCCACUACGUUGCAUUUAUUCGCAAGGCCAUUUCUGGACAAGAGACGCCAGCAUGGGUUCUUUACAACGAUGAAAAGGUUGUGCAAGCAACUGAUAUCGAGGAGAUGAAGAAGUUUGCCUAUGUUUACUUCUUCCAACAUGCAUGA
Molecule: messenger RNA, 2364 nt
Organism: Lachnellula hyalina
Lineage: Eukaryota; Fungi; Ascomycota; Leotiomycetes; Helotiales; Lachnaceae
Gene: ubp14
Product: Ubiquitin carboxyl-terminal hydrolase
Exons: 4
Coding region: 1-2364 (787 amino acids)
Biological process (GO): protein deubiquitination
Molecular function (GO): cysteine-type deubiquitinase activity; protein binding; zinc ion binding
Source: RefSeq, a predicted model, not a curated record